CGGCGGCCUGAAGAGCCCCGCGGGGAGAGCGGGCGGCGGCUGCCAGGCUUCUUGCGGGGGGUUGGUGUGUCGCAGGGCGGCCCGGAUCGCUCGCCACCAUGCCUGCCGUCUCGAAGGGCGAUGGGAUGCGAGGCCUGGCGGUCUUCAUCUCCGAUAUCCGGAACUGCAAAAGUAAAGAAGCAGAGAUCAAGAGGAUAAAUAAAGAACUAGCAAAUAUUCGGUCAAAAUUUAAAGGUGACAAGGCCCUGGAUGGUUACAGUAAGAAAAAAUAUGUCUGCAAGCUGCUUUUCAUCUUUCUCCUGGGGCAUGAUAUUGACUUUGGUCACAUGGAAGCUGUAAACCUGCUCAGUUCCAAUAGAUACACAGAAAAACAAAUUGGCUAUCUCUUCAUCUCCGUCCUGGUGAACUCUAACAGUGAGCUGAUUCGCUUGAUCAACAACGCCAUCAAGAAUGACCUGGCCAGCCGCAACCCCACCUUCAUGGGCCUGGCUCUGCACUGCAUCGCCAAUGUGGGCAGCCGGGAGAUGGCUGAGGCCUUUGCUGGAGAGAUCCCCAAAAUACUUGUGGCAGGAGAUACUAUGGAUAGUGUGAAGCAGAGUGCUGCCUUGUGCUUGCUGCGUUUGUAUAGAACUUCUCCUGACCUUGUUCCCAUGGGAGACUGGACAUCUAGAGUGGUGCAUCUCCUCAAUGACCAGCACUUGGGUGUGGUUACUGCAGCUACAAGUCUGAUUACCACUUUGGCACAGAAGAACCCAGAAGAGUUUAAAACUUCAGUCUCCUUGGCAGUGUCUAGAUUAAGCAGAAUUGUAACUUCUGCGUCAACAGAUCUCCAGGACUACACAUACUACUUUGUUCCUGCUCCUUGGUUAUCUGUGAAACUUCUGAGGCUGUUACAGUGCUACCCACCUCCAGAAGACCCUGCGGUACGUGGUCGCCUAACAGAAUGCCUGGAAACCAUCCUGAACAAAGCACAGGAGCCACCAAAGUCCAAGAAAGUGCAACACUCAAACGCGAAGAAUGCUGUGCUCUUUGAGGCCAUCAGCUUAAUUAUACACCAUGACAGUGAGCCAAACCUCCUAGUCCGUGCCUGUAACCAGCUAGGUCAGUUCUUGCAGCACCGAGAAACUAAUUUGCGUUACCUAGCACUGGAAAGCAUGUGCACGCUUGCCAGCUCUGAGUUCUCACACGAGGCUGUGAAAACACACAUAGAAACUGUUAUCAAUGCCCUGAAGACUGAAAGAGAUGUAAGUGUACGACAGAGAGCUGUAGAUCUCCUGUACGCCAUGUGUGACCGAAGCAAUGCCCAGCAGAUUGUGGCUGAAAUGCUGAAUUACUUGGAGACUGCUGAUUAUUCUAUCAGAGAGGAAAUUGUUCUGAAGGUUGCAAUCCUAGCUGAGAAGUAUGCUGUGGAUUACACCUGGUAUGUGGAUACAAUCCUGAAUCUGAUUCGCAUCGCUGGUGACUACGUCAGUGAGGAAGUGUGGUACAGAGUCAUUCAGAUUGUCAUCAACAGGGAUGAUGUGCAAGGCUAUGCAGCAAAGACUGUUUUUGAGGCCCUUCAGGCUCCAGCAUGCCAUGAGAAUCUUGUAAAAGUAGGUGGCUACAUCUUGGGAGAAUUUGGAAAUCUGAUAGCAGGUGAUCCAAGAUCAAGUCCCCUCAUCCAGUUCAACUUGCUGCAUUCCAAGUUCCAUCUGUGCAGUGUUCCUACCAGAGCUCUGCUUCUGUCCACCUACAUCAAGUUUGUGAACCUGUUCCCAGAAAUCAAAACUACAAUUCAAGAUGUGCUGCGCAGUGACAGUCAGCUAAAGAAUGCUGACGUUGAGCUGCAGCAGAGAGCUGUGGAGUACCUGAGGCUCAGUACUAUUGCCAGUACUGAUAUAUUGGCUACAGUGCUGGAAGAAAUGCCUCCCUUUCCAGAGAGGGAAUCUUCUAUUUUGGCUAAACUGAAGAAGAAGAAAGGCCCAGGCACGGUUACUGACCUGGAAGAGAUCAAAAAGGAGAGGAGCUCUGAUAUGAAUGGAAGUGCUGAACCUGCUGCUGUCAAUGCCACUGCUGUUUCUACUCCUUCUCCAUCUGCGGAUCUGCUGGGUCUGGGUGCUGCCCCUCUCACCGAUUCAGCUCCCCCACUGCCUGCUGGGGGUAGCCUCCUGGUGGAUGUAUUUUCAGAUUCCGCUUCUGCCGUCGCACCUCUUGCUCCCGGUUCAGAUGACAACUUUGCGAGCCCUGACCUGGCUUCAUCUGAGGUAGUUUCUGAGGAACCAGCUGAUACUGUGCAUGAUGCUGAUGAGCUUUUUCACAAGUUUGUGUGUAAAAACAACGGGGUCUUAUUUGAAAAUCAGUUGCUACAGAUUGGACUGAAAUCUGAAUUUCGACAGAACCUGGGGCGUAUGUUCAUAUUCUAUGGCAAUAAGACAUCAACACAGUUCUUGAAUUUUGCUCCAACAGUAAUCUGCUCAGAUGAGCUACAGUCAAGCCUCAAUCUUCAGACAAAGCCUGUCGACCCUACGGUGGAUGGAGGGGCACAGGUUCAGCAGGUGGUGAACAUCGAAUGUGUGUCAGACUUCAUGGAAGCUCCCAUCCUGAACAUUCAAUUCAGGUACGGUGGAACAUUUCAGAACCUCUCAGUAAAGUUACCCAUCACACUGAAUAAAUUUUUCCAGCCCACAGAGAUGUCUUCUCAAGACUUUUUUCAGCGUUGGAAGCAACUGAGCAAUCCAAAGCAAGAAGUACAGAAUAUCUUUAAAGCAAAACACCCAAUGGAUGCAGAAAUCACAAAAGCAAAGAUCAUUGGCUUUGGAUCAGCCCUGCUUGAGGAGGUAGAUCCCAAUCCUGCUAACUUUGUUGGUGCUGGUAUCAUCCAUACAAAAACUACUCAAAUCGGAUGCUUGCUGCGCCUUGAACCCAAUCUCCAGGCACAGAUGUAUAGGCUCACACUACGAACAAGUAAAGAAGCUGUAUCUCAGAGAUUAUGUGAAUUGCUGUCAGAGCAGUUUUAAUAUUAACCAUGUCAGUUUUGGUUUUUCCAUUUAUAUCCCUGUCAUCAUACUGCAAAUAAAUGUCUUGUACAUCACUGUCUGAGUACUGCAAUGUUAACCAGCUCCCUGCCUUAUUAGGACUUGACCCUUGUUUGAAAUUGAGACUAUAAAAUGUACAGUACAGGGAAGUGACUUUUUACAUUAAAAAAAGGCUUUUAAUGUGCUACACAAAGAGUGGGAGGGCUGUCUUGUGCUCCUUUUGUUUCUUUUGCAGAGGUCAGGCUUUUAAACUUGCUAAAGGGAAAUGGAUUUAGAUGUGGUGACAAGGACUUCAACUGGAAAUGACUAGUAACAUUCUGCCUUGCUGCCUUCAACAGGCGCUCCCUCUGCUCUGAGCUGAAAGAAACCAAUGUAAUGCUGCUCAGCAAGGUCAGUUCAGCUGUUCCUGUAGAGUCAGAACUGUGUCAAGUUGAAUGUUGCCACAAGUCUUGUUCUGGAUGGAAGGGAGAUUCCAAGGUGUGUUUGAGUCUGAUUCACGUGAACUUUUCUGAGUGUCACCAAUCUUUGUAUUUGAGAAAUGCCCCCAGGGCCAGUGUCUGAAAACAUCAAGUCUGUAAUCCUUUGCAUCUUAAUGAGUUUUGGGAAGUGGAUUGAGCACAAAAAAUUGUUCACAGUCCUUCUGCUUACCUCGGCUGAGCAGGUGAGCUGCUCUGGUAGGUGGUGAAUGAGUCUGUGCUUGGUCAUUGUUAGUCCAACCGAGAUUCCGUAUUUUGUUCUGUGUCCUUUGUUUCCCAUCAGACUUAGCAAGCACUAGUCCUCAUGAUGUGUUACAACUAACUGCAGAGUCUGGUGGUGUAUGAAAGGAGAAGUGGCAAGAAACGGGCCCUUGAAGGGCUGUAAGGCAUGCACUCUUUCAGAUGAAAAUGUCCUUUUGAACAGUGAUUAUGGUUUUUUUCCCUGGUGUACAGUAAUGGUAAAACUCAGGAGGUUGAGUAGCUGAUACCUGAACAGCUUCCUGCCUGUCAGUGGUGGUAGAAAUACCCAACGUGGUCUUAUGUUGAGACUGAGAGUGGAAGGCGCAUAAGUAAUGUUUGGCUUUUUGUAGUGGUUUUUACAACCAAAGCCUUUGUAACUUGCCCUGCUUCAGACUGUUUGCAGCAUCUCCGCAGAAGCGGACACAACUUUGGCUCAUGCUGCUCGAGCCUCGAGGUGCAGCAGAGGUUGCUAAAGCAAAGCAGUGAGGUAGUGCAGUUAGAAGCUGUGGGCAGUUGAAGUACUGCAGGCACAAUGAAGGAAGUCAACUGCUGCUGACGAGGGGAGAAGUGAGCCUCAAAGCAAGAUCUCCUCAAGGUCACUUAAAGGAAGCCUGCGACUGGUAUCUGCAGCACAUGACAGCCAAGUACCCUUUGCACAAAGGUUUUGAGUGAAGGGUGAAAUUGAAAAGCCAUGUAAAUGAGGCUCCUGUCAUGCUGCCCAGCACACAGCGGGGGACAGGGGUCUGCAGGACUGAGUAUGCCUUGCGGUUUGCUUCAGUGCUUUGAGUUGAACGACAGAACUGGGUGAUGAUUAUCAUUUGCUUUGGUUUAAGGUUGGUGAGGAACAGAGGAUUGACUGCGGUGUGUGGAUAUGGGGAGACACUUGGUUUGUUUUUCCAGCAAUGGCUGGUUGCUAUGGGUAUUACAGCUGAAAACUUGGCUAUGGACCUGGCCUUCCUGCAAAGGCUCUCUGGAACAAUUGGCCCUUUUAUGGCCUUUCAAGUAACUAAUCAAGACUCUUUGAUCACAAACAUUGUCUUGGAGAAUCAUGGUGAGCAGUUGCUACGGUGGGGUUGGGCAGCUGGCAGAAUGCUACUGGACUAGGUUUGUUUUGUCCUUUGGAUGCCAGGUGUCUCUUCACUCCUUCCGUUACCUUAACCCUGCUGUUGGCUGCUGUGCUAAAAUCUUUCAUGAACUAAAGAGAGCAAAGAGAAGAGAGGAGCUUCUGUUUCAUUUCCUCCACCCCCUGUUGUGUAUCUGUCCCGCUGAACGCGUUCUGUGCCCUCAUUAAAGGACACCUCGAGACACUGCACGACUUUAGGUCACUUAGCUUUUGGUUCAAGCUGUGCUGCAAUGUGCAUUCAAAACAUGGGCAGGAGGGUGGGGGGGGGGCGAGGGAAAAGUCUUCUCAGUGGUGACCGUGUUAAGCUUCUUAUUGUUCACACUCUGUAUUAAAUGUCAGCUCAAUCAAGCCAUGAGCAGAAAAAGUGAACAAAUUAAAGGCAAAUACUUGAUGAUUUAUUUUUUUCCUCUGUGUGUGUGUGUGUGAAUGAUGGUUAACUUACCAAAGUGAUGUAUCCUGUCGAGCAGACACAAGUGAUUUCUGCAGUAAACAGUGUUAUUGUUUUUAAGUACAGUAUUUUCAGGCAUUGACAUGUGGAAAAUAACUGAAUAGCAAAACAGGUAGCGUACCUUCAUUCUUGACCUACACUCCAGUAUGUAACAUUUAUGGUGAUUGUCUUAUUUGUAUAAAACAAAGUUCUGUCAAAUUAAGUGGAGAAUUUUCAUAUAGAAGACUAUAUAUUAGACUAUAUUCAUCAGAAGAACGUAUUAAGAUUAAAUAAAUGAUUAGAACAGUA
Pogoniulus pusillus (Red-fronted tinkerbird) is the source of this 5589-nucleotide messenger RNA. RefSeq names its product adaptor related protein complex 2 subunit alpha 2 (gene AP2A2). The record is from RefSeq and is a predicted model, not a curated record. The transcript has 23 exons. Gene Ontology annotation, biological process: clathrin-dependent endocytosis; intracellular protein transport. Bases 99 to 2996 code for a protein of 965 amino acids. NCBI's taxonomy places the organism in Eukaryota, Metazoa, Chordata, Aves, Piciformes, Lybiidae. Gene Ontology annotation, molecular function: clathrin-cargo adaptor activity. Gene Ontology annotation, cellular component: membrane coat; AP-2 adaptor complex.